AUCAUUCAAAAGACAUAACCUAAAAAGUGUUCAUAGAAUUAAAAUGGAAUUAAUUUGUAGAACGUGUUUAAAAACCGGCUUAUCGAAAAACGCCUACGUCAACAUUUCCCGGAAGGUAGAAAUCAAUCAGUUGUCGUUCAAAGAUAUGUUGGAGGUUUUUAUGCCAGAAAUGGACUUGGAUGUGUCAACGGGCGAAACUGUGAUAUGUUUGCAGUGUGGGGACUUGCUGAAAAAUGCUUACACGUUUAGAAACAUGUGCCUACAGACGGAAACUAAAAUUUAUGACUAUCUUAGUCUACACAAUAUGAAAUUAGGAGAAAAAAUUGAUUUGCAUCGCCUCGAUUUGAAUUUUCCACCUAUAACUAACCCGUGGACUGACGUAAAACCCAAUUGUCUUCAAGAUAACUCGAAAUCAACCCAAACUGACAGCAACCAAAAUAGUUUGAUGUUUGAAGACCAGUCAAGUCAAGACGACAGCGACGAAGACGACAAAAAAGUGUCAAAGUCAACGCGAGCGCGGAAGCGAAAACGAGCCAACCCCAGAAAGGAGAGCAAACCCUACAACUAUAAUUCCCUCAAACGCAGCUACACUUGUGAUUUAUGUGAAUAUAAAGCAUACCGGCUAGAUUUAUUAAACACCCAUAAACUAAAACACGACAAAAAGCUCCUUAACGUGAAGGAGUAUAAGUGCGAUUUUUGCAUGUACAGUACGACGCGUAAGCGUUCACUCGAUCGCCACCUUUUCACCCACAAGGGUAAAUCCAACCAUGUGUGUGAAUUCUGCAAGAAGACUUUUGCAGAAAAGUAUCAAUUAAAACUGCACACAAUCACUCACACUGGUGAAGAAUUACCACACAAGUGUGAGGAGUGUGGGAAAGGUUUUUUAACUAACACUUACUUGAAACAACACAUGGAGACGCGCCAUCUAGCGAAAGAGAAAAAAGAUUGUCUGCUUUGUAACCAUGAUAAGUGUCAACAUUCUUUCAGCAGGUAUUACAAGUGUGAUAUGUGUGAGGCUAGUUUUAGUGAUAAGAGGGGUCUGGAUGCCCACAAGUUCACUCACACUGGGGGCGAACUUCCCUUCAAGUGUUUGCAUUGUGGCUUCAGUACGGCCUGGAAGGGGAAUUUGCGCAAACAUUUACAAAAUAAGCACUAAACUGUGUUACACACACUAAAAUAAAAAUAAAACAACACGUG
Molecule: messenger RNA, 1197 nt
Organism: Zophobas morio
Lineage: Eukaryota; Metazoa; Arthropoda; Insecta; Coleoptera; Tenebrionidae
Product: zinc finger protein 91-like
Exons: 4
Coding region: 44-1156 (370 amino acids)
Biological process (GO): regulation of transcription by RNA polymerase II
Cellular component (GO): nucleus
Molecular function (GO): RNA polymerase II cis-regulatory region sequence-specific DNA binding; zinc ion binding; DNA-binding transcription factor activity
Source: RefSeq, a predicted model, not a curated record